UUAUGCUUUUCAAGAAAGGUUCCACAACAGAAUGGCUUCAGAGCAACGUUCGUGCUCUUUCCCUGUCCACAUGGCACAAUAGCGAAGGCUACCUUCAUGGGACACGAGCAUUAAGAAAGAAGCCAAAGGGUUUGAACGUGAAUAAAUGGAAGAGCUUCGAAGAGGAGCAACGCGAAUCCGUGACAUCGAAGCUAGAAUUCUUCCGCCGCUGUCUGCGUUCGGAGUUCACCGAUUAAAAGGGCUCGUCAGGCUUUUCCCGCCGCCGCCGCCGCCGCUUACUCCUCACCCCACCCCCCCCCCCCCGCAAUUCUUGCUUCCAUGCAAGCAAGGAUCGAUUGAAGCCGAAUCGAUGUCUGCUUCAUCGGCCACGACCAGCCUCGUCGUUGAGCUUCUUUCUACUCCUUGGGAACUGGAGUGUGUUUACGUCAAUUUGUCCACUCUUGCCCUUGUCCGUUACAUUGAUUGAAGGCUUUCUCUCGCCAUUGCUUUCGUCGCGGUGCAGCGCCCAGGCUCCCGCAUUGUGUGCGUUGCGAUGAGGCUGAAUGUUGCGUCAGAUUUACCCCUUUCUCGAGUUUGAAGGAGGCUGCUCAUUUAUCAACGACUAGCGCAACAUUUUUGAACCUCUGAAAGAUUCCUCGGAAGAGAAGUCCGCGCUAAUGCUCCGGAGGAGGAAGGUGCAUUAAAUGAGUCUCGUAAUGCCAACGAUUAGACGCAACAGCAGAGAUUUGGCUCUCACAAUUGAAGAUGAGUUCAAGAAAAUUUUCUCUAGUGUUUCUUUCACUCUAUUCAAGGGCAAAGUGAGUGGCUAUGAUUCCUCCAGGCCCGAGGCUGCAUUUCUAAGUCCAGACCAAGACGCUGUUAACACGUUUUUCCUGAGAACAGGAGGAUUGUUACGACCUGAAGUCCGAAAUGCGUUGGAGACGUUCUUCAACAGCACGGUAAAAGCCUGUGAACUAUAUAGGGCGUUGCUCAAGAGCAUUCAGGAGGCGAGGCAGAGCCAAAGCAGCAUUAACCAGGCUUUGCAGAUUGUCCACAAAUUACAGCAAGAAGGGAAUACACCAAGCCAAAGCCUACACAAUUCUAUACUACUAGAAUUAAAAACAUUUGCAAACUCCAAGAAUCCGUUUACUCAGGAAACACUCGACCAGUUUCGCCAUGUUCAAGAGUGCUCGGAGCAAUUGGAAAGAGAGCUCAGAGAGAUGAAGCAUGCUUUGGGCCUAAAGCUUCGGAAAGAGAGAGCUCUAAGCAAGGUCUUGCCAUACCUCAUCCUAGCAGCUGGAAGCCCGAUCCUGCUCUGUUUGGCAGUUCCUGUUGCAUUGGCAGGAAUUAUCGUAUCAAAUGCCACGGUUGAUGCUAUGUCCACUCUAAAGAACUGGUGGUUCUCUGUAAGGGAGCGUUUCAGCAACAGUGAUCUUGAAGCUCAAUGUUCUCAGUUGGACGCAGCUGACAAGGGAAACUAUAUUAUCAUUCAAGACUUGAUGACAAGCAAACGGUUGGUAACACGGCUAAGGAACGAUGUCGACUGUACAAAGAGAAGGAUAUCGUUUUUUGAAGAAGCAAUGCAGAAUUAUGGCAGCAUGUGUGUGAUUGUGCACCAGUUACGAAUCAACGCAACUAACUCUGAACAGCAGAUGAAAGAAUUUAGCGAGCAGGUUGUGUUUUGUUGCAGAACAAUCGAGAAGGCUCGUAAACUCGUGUUUGAGAAAAUUACAGGUCAACCAUGGGAUGGACCCUUGCAAUUUUUCUCUGGAAGUGUAAGUUCUUCAGAUGAUGAUGUUUGAAAUGGCCUAUUUCGAUGGACUUGUUACAUGACUCACUAUAUGUUGUAUACACAUUAUAUAAGCAGGGAAUGUACAAUAAAGUAGGAACAUAUGACGACCUGGGCCAAUCAAGGAUGAUGUGUGUCUACUACGUGCCAAAGCGCCAAAAUUUAUGAAAAAAGUUUACGUCCAUCUCAACGAUGGUUUUACAA
Physcomitrium patens is the source of this 1972-nucleotide messenger RNA. RefSeq names its product UPF0496 protein At1g20180. Lineage: Eukaryota; Viridiplantae; Streptophyta; Bryopsida; Funariales; Funariaceae. The record is from RefSeq and is a predicted model, not a curated record.